GCUCUCUAUACCUGACAAGUCAUGGCUGUUUCGAUUCACGGAGACAGCCCCCGCCUCCUCCCAUCGACUUGGCCUACAGAGGCAGAAAUGGAGUUUGUUGCGGAUCGAUUUCAGGUUGAUUGUGUACAAGGGCUGGAUUUAGCCGUGAAGGGCUUGUAUAUAUAUACACACACACCUUCAGAGAUGCAGAGAACAACCACUCACCUCUUCACCAUUAUCUCCUUGCAUCGAGACCAAGUUACAACAUUGCAUGAUGCUUUGCCUCUCACUUCUGCUCACCUGCGUGCUGUGCGCACUGUCAUGCAGGGCCGGUGUUUCAGGGAACCGGGACUCGGCAGUCUACCCUCGAGCCGGCUCUCUACAGCAGGUCACCAGCUUCGGUAGCAACCCUACCAACGUGGGCAUGUACAUCUACGUGCCGACGAAUCUGGCCACCAAGCCCGGCAUUAUCGUUGCCAUUCAUUACUGCACCGGCACGGCAUCCGCGUACUACAGCGGCUCGCCCUACGCGACGCUGGCCGAGCAAUACGGCUUCAUCGUCAUCUACCCGCAGAGCCCGUACUCGGGCACCUGCUGGGACGUCAGCUCGCCGGCGACGCUCACCCACAACGGCGGGGGCAACAGCAACUCCAUCGCCAACAUGGUCACCUGGACGAUCGCGACGUACAACGCGGACACCAGCAAGGUGUUUGUGACGGGGACGAGUUCCGGCGCCAUGAUGACG
Molecule: messenger RNA, 724 nt
Organism: Aspergillus aculeatinus CBS 121060
Lineage: Eukaryota; Fungi; Ascomycota; Eurotiomycetes; Eurotiales; Aspergillaceae
Product: alpha/beta hydrolase family esterase
Exons: 2
Cellular component (GO): extracellular region
Molecular function (GO): hydrolase activity
Source: RefSeq, a predicted model, not a curated record